This is a messenger RNA of Cercospora beticola, 1217 nucleotides long. RefSeq names its product oxidoreductase (gene ORA1). The record is from RefSeq and is a predicted model, not a curated record. NCBI's taxonomy places the organism in Eukaryota, Fungi, Ascomycota, Dothideomycetes, Mycosphaerellales, Mycosphaerellaceae. Gene Ontology annotation, molecular function: oxidoreductase activity.
CACUACAAGAGAAUCACUUCUCAAGGUCUAAUCAAUUAGGGAUAACUAGUCGUCUCUCGAACGCUCGAAAUCAUGUCUGCAGCCAACAAGAUUGAAAAGAUCUUUAAUGUCAAUGGCCUCGUGGCAGUCAUCACUGGCGGCGGCUCCGGACUUGGCUUAUACGCAGCCCGAGCUCUAGACGCGAAUGGAGCGAAAGCAGUAUAUAUCAUUGGCCGCCGCGAAGAGACACUGAAGGAAGCAGCAAAGACCGCCGAAAACGGAACUAUCAAGCCUAUCGUCGGCGAUGUCUCAGAUAAACAGUCGUUAAAGAAGAUCGUCCAGCAGAUUCAGCAGGAACAGGGCUACAUUAACAUACUAUUCGCCAAUGCAGGAGUGUCUGGACCUGGUCAUGCUAAGGCCAUUGCAGGCAAGAAGACAGUCAAAGAGUGGGCGGAUGCCCUUUUCGAACCCGAGAUGGCCGACUUCACCCAAGCUGCGCACAUUAACAACACCAGCGUGUUCUAUACAGCCGUGGCCUUCUUGGAACUGCUAGAUGCCGGCAACAAGCAGAGGAAUGUUCCGCAGGACUCCCAAAUCAUUGUCACUUCUUCAGUCGCUGGCUUCAGUCGUUAUCUGGCAAGCAGCUUUUCCUAUUCAACGAGCAAGGCGGCAGUGACUCAUCUAGUGAAGAUGCUGUCGACUGCUUUCUCACAGCAAGGUUUCCACAUUAGGGUCAACAGUAUUCAGCCUGGUCUGUACCCAUCGGAAAUGACUGCUGCCCAUACCGACAGACUCGCUCAACACAACGGCGUUCCCGGACAUGAAGAUGCAUACGCAGGCGCACGAGUUAUGGACCCUAAGAGUUCUCCAGCAGAGCGAACUGGCUCAGAGGAGGAUUUCGCCGGAACCAUAUUGUACAUGUGUAGCAGAGCCGGCGGCUACCUGAAUGGUGAAACGCUUGUGACAGACGGCGGUCGUUUAAGUCAGCUGCCAGGAGUGUAUUAAAGCCAGCUGCCAGGAUGGUAUUGGAGGCACGAGACCUUAGUCAGGCUUGAAUAUGGGGAAUGGACUCAGAACUAAGCUGUCUUUGCAUUGGCAUAAAGUUACUUAGAGAUGGGCGGAGGAACACUGUAUGUUUGCGAGCGUAGAACAGAGCUUGAUUCUUGUACUAUGUCAAUCAUACAUAAUCAGUGAUCAGCUGCAUUCAUAUUCAAACGCGCAGCCAUUUGAAGAAGAGA